Molecule: messenger RNA, 3851 nt
Organism: Phialemonium atrogriseum
Lineage: Eukaryota; Fungi; Ascomycota; Sordariomycetes; Cephalothecales; Cephalothecaceae
Exons: 4
Coding region: 251-3511 (1086 amino acids)
Biological process (GO): transmembrane transport
Cellular component (GO): membrane
Molecular function (GO): ATP hydrolysis activity; ATP binding; ABC-type transporter activity
Source: RefSeq, a predicted model, not a curated record
CGUCCCGCCAACUCCAGCCCCCCCAUCUCCAGUUGGCCUAGAGGGUCGAGCCGCAUCUUCAUCAUCUCUGUCCACAACUCUAUCGCGACCAUCUGUCUCCUUUGUAAUCUUCUUGAUCUUCUUCCCUCUUCUGCCUUCAGCGGCUGUGGCACGUUGCGCCACGAAACGGGUAGGCAUACCGGCUUGCCUGUGGUUGUGGUGAGCCUGGGCCUGGGAACAUCGUCAAGACACCACCUCAACCUUCGCAACCAUGGCGCCACGUAUAUUCGGUGCCAUCGCUCUCGGCGCCGCGGUAUUGUCGUUGUCAUGUGUUGCAUCCGCUUCCAGAAACCAGUCAUCUAUCGGCGUCAUGCCGGCGCAGUUCUCCCUCUUAGACAACCGCCCAGAGGACUGUCCACCAUGCUUCAACUGCCACCUACCUGCCUACUCCUGCGGCCAAUAUGCCUCGUGUAAUGAAUACAAUGGGAAGUGUAACUGUCCCGAAGGCUUCGGUGGCGACGAUUGCCUGGAACCUCUGUGCGGCUCCCUUGGCCGAGGACAAGACCGCCCAGUGCGAAAGGAACGCACCUGCGACUGCGACGAAGGCUGGGCCGGCAUCAACUGCAACGUCUGUACCAACGACCAAGCCUGCAAUGCCUUGAUGGAAACCGGAGAGGGUGGGGUUUGCUACCAGCGCGGCGAAGUCGUAAAUCACAAUUACCAAAUCUGCGAUGUCACCAACAAGGCCAUCCGGGAACUACUCAAGGAAAAAGUCCCCCAGGUUACCUUCACUUGCAAGAGGGAGGAUAAGAAGUGUGACUUUCAGUUCUGGGUGGAUCAACGCGAGUCUUUUAUGUGCCAUCUCGAAGGCUGCGAUUCUAGUGCCGAGCUCGACGAACACAAGAACAGCACCUCAUACAAGUGCAACAAGAUUGCGUGUGAAUGCAUCCCCGACCGCAUGCUGUGUGGAGAGAAUGGCUCCGUGGAUAUCACCGAUUUUCUGGACGAGAUGAUUCGAGGCCCGGCAACGUUCCGCUGUCUCCAGCUUGAGGGUGGUGUCAAUAAGUGUUAUUUCGAAGAGCCCGAGAUGAACAACCUUAUCCAGAGCAUGUUCGGCGACGACAGCAUCGCCCUCACUUGUCGGUCUGGCGAGUGCCUCCACCAUAGCCAAGUUCCGGGCUACAAGUUGCCAGUCCCCAAGAUCAACACCCCGCUCAUUGCGGGGGUUAUCGCCGGAUGCUCACUAUUCCUCGUCGCCGUCAUUCUUCUGACCUGGUACCUGUCUCGACGGAAGCUGAAGUACGGUCCUAUCCAUCUGGAUGAUUCUGACGACGAAGCCAUCAAACUCAUGACUGAUCACAAGCCCGCGUCGCUGUACUUUGAGAACAUCUCAUAUCACUUGAACGGCAAACAGAUCCUCUCCGACAUCAGGGGCGUAGCUCAUCCAGGCGAGCUCACCGCCAUCAUGGGUGCGUCUGGUGCCGGGAAGACCACCUUCCUGGACAUUCUUGCGCGAAAGAACAAGCGGGGCCAGGCCAACGGAUACUUCUGCGUCAACGGCGAGAAGGUUACUGACUCAGACUUCAAGAGUGUCGUUGGAUUUGUUGAUCAGGAGGACACAAUGCUCCCUACCUUGACCGUCCACGAGACCAUCUUGACCAGCGCACUCCUUCGUCUCCCCCGAGAUAUGGGGCAAGUGGCAAAGGAGCAGCGAGUCUUCGAGGUGGAGAGGCAGUUGGGCAUAUAUCAUAUUCGCGAUUCCCUGAUCGGGUCUGAAGAGGGCAAGGGUCGAGGGAUAUCUGGCGGCGAGAAGAGGAGAGUCAGCAUUGCCUGCGAGCUCGUGACGAGCCCGUCCAUCCUCUUCCUCGACGAACCCACCAGCGGUCUGGAUGCCUACAACGCCUUCAACGUCAUCGAGUGCUUGGUUACCCUCGCCAAGACGUACAAGAGGACCGUCAUCUUCACAAUUCACCAACCCCGCUCCAACAUUGUCGCCUUGUUUGACCGCCUAAUCCUUCUCGCCCAAGGGAAGACGGUCUACUCCGGUCCUUUCUCGCAGUGUCAAGACUAUUUCGACCACGUUGGCUACAGCUGCCCUCCUGGUUUCAACAUCGCGGAUUACCUUGUGGACUUGACCAUGCACGCCGGCUCCACGACUUCUUUCGACGAUGGUACCCUCUCCACGGAUGCCGUUAGUGUCGGGCCCAGUAGUACCAGAGCCGUGAAGUCGAUCGCCAGCGUUUCUGGUGGCAGCAUUGCGGAGGAUAGCGGCGUCGAAGCGUCGUCUUCGAGGCCCCGUGUCCCACGACGCGAUUCAGUCAGGAUCAAGCAGGAAAGAGAAUUGUUCACCAGACGGAGGCAAGCAGUCGAUACGGCCGCCUCCUCAGAUGCGGGCGGGGACGAGCUCGGUGCCUACAAGCUGCAGAAACAGAGCCUCGGCCAUGCCCCACCGCAGCCGAUUGACGAAACUCACGAUCUCCCGCCGGCAGCGACUUUCGGCACAAACCUUGAUGCCUUGGUUGACGCCUAUAACAACUCUAGAAUUUCUAGAAACAUCCAUGACGAAAUCCUAGAGGCCGUCCUCGGCGCUCGAAACAGCAACGGCCAAAACACAGAUGAUCCCACUCCGGAUGGCGCUGAGAGCAAUGGGAAUGGGAAUGGGAAUGGCAGUGCCAUUGGCAAGGGCUAUGCUCGCAUCGGAUAUCUUAGGCAAUUCGUGAUUCUCGCCCAGCGCACCUGGAAGAACCUCUACCGCAACCCGAUGCUCAUGCUCACGCAUUAUGCCAUCGCUAUCCUGCUGGCCGUGUUCUCCGGUUUCUUGUUCUACGGCCUGACCAGCGACAUUCCCGGCUUCCAAAAUCGCCUGGGCCUAUUCUUCUUCAUCCUGGCCCUCUUCGGCUUCAGCACACUCACGAGCCUGAACGUCUUCUCCGCCGAGAGGCUCCUGUUUGUACGUGAGAGGGCCAACGGGUACUACUCUCCCAUCACAUACUUCGCCGCUAAGGUCUUGUUCGACAUUCUGCCGCUCCGCAUCAUCCCGCCCAUCUUGUUGGGGGCUAUUAUAUAUCCGAUGACCGGCCUCGUCGCCGACGCCGAACACUUCUUCGUCUUCAUGCUGGUUCUGGUCCUCUUCAACCUGGCAGCUGCAGCAAUCUGUCUAUUUAUCGGGAUUGUCUGCAAAGACGGCGGCGUAGCCAACCUGAUCGGCAGCCUGGUUAUGCUUUUCAGCCUCCUCUUCGCCGGCCUCCUCCUCAACCACAAUGCGAUUCCGUCGACGGCGGUCUGGCUCCAAUGGCUGUCCAUCUUCCACUACGGCUUCGAGGCUCUGAUCGUCAACGAGGUCAAGUACCUCACUCUUGUCGACAAGAAGUACGGCCUUGACAUCACCAUCCCUGGAGCCGCGAUCCUCAGCUCCUUCGGUUUCAACAACGCCGCCAUGUGGCCAGAUGUAGUCAGCCUGGGCGUGUUUGGAGCCGUCUUCAUCGUUCUUGCCUACGCCGCUAUGCAUAUACUCUUGGUUGAGAAGCGGUGAGGUGUUAGUGUGAUUGGGUGGAAUACAUCUGCGAGCGAGAACUUGAGAUUCGCAUGUAGAAUAUUGAGACUCGGAAUUGUUGGCAUAAUAUGCGAGUUCAUAACCGUUAUUGGGUGAGGAUCUCCUCGCCAUAUUUCCUUUAGACUAGGUACAGAAACAUUCCCAAGAGGGAAAUGAAACCAUGGCAUUUGGGUCCUGGGAGCAUGGGGUCUUUGCAUGUUUCUUUGUUUGGCCUUUUGGCUAGUAACAGUGCCGGUGGUGAUACAUGGGUAGAUAGUCGUAUGGAAUUUGAUAUACACAAUACACAAAGGUUGAGCUGCAGCUCUGCUCCCAACACACG